Molecule: messenger RNA, 586 nt
Organism: Centropristis striata (black sea bass)
Lineage: Eukaryota; Metazoa; Chordata; Actinopteri; Perciformes; Serranidae
Product: NACHT, LRR and PYD domains-containing protein 9-like
Exons: 4
Coding region: 104-586 (160 amino acids)
Source: RefSeq, a predicted model, not a curated record
GAUUUUUCUUUCUGUGUUCUUGCUGUUUUGGAUUGCGGUUUCGGUUGAGGACCUUUCCGACUUUGGACAAAGUGGAUUGCCUCGGCUGAAGAAAUUGGGAAAAAUGGGCCAGUCAACAACCAAGCUGAAAGAUCCAAAACCACAACUGAACCAUCGUCUUCGACAUCUUUUCAGAAAAAAAAAAAAAGAGAACCCUCUGGAAAAUGAAGAAACUCAUGGUGUGCAGCAGCCAACAAGGAAACAGGAGACGAGGACGAAAGAAGCAGUUGAGAACCAAACUGUGAGAAUUAAAGACGAUCUGGACAAACUUGGGAAAAAAAAGUUUGGAUCUUUUAAAUUCCGACUCCAGACAUACGGGAAUGACCCCAUUCCUUUGAGCGAACUGGAGGACCAAGACACCAAGGGCAUCGCUAAGUUACUGACCAACCACUACGGACCUGAGGAGGCGUUAACAGUCACACAAGAUAUUUUCAUAAAAAUAAAAAGGCGUGACCUUGUUCCCAAAGUUGACCGUGACAUGAUCUUUGAACGGGACCCAGAGGCCAUCGACACCUGCCAGUACCCUUGUGCUAAGUCUAAGGUUUAG